Molecule: messenger RNA, 1658 nt
Organism: Cylas formicarius (sweet potato weevil)
Lineage: Eukaryota; Metazoa; Arthropoda; Insecta; Coleoptera; Brentidae
Exons: 3
Coding region: 176-802 (208 amino acids)
Source: RefSeq, a predicted model, not a curated record
UGUGCAGAUCGCGGUUAGUUUGAAAUCCGACGUUCGAUGUUGCGCACGCGAUCGCUUCACUGGUUAUCCGCGCGCGGUUUGACGAAGAACAAUUGACGAGCGGUUGACGUGAUUAAAUUUGGAUCGAACAAGUGGUAUCGACUCGAUUUUGCAAUUUUGGAAUUUUUCCCUCAUCAUGUUCAGUUCGAGUAUUUUUGUCGCGACCCUCCUCUAUUGGCUGUCUACAUUGGAUUCCUGCCAACCAAUCAUGGUGGACUUUGGAGUCAGUAAAGGCCCGAUAAUACCAAAGGAGAUUCCAUCCGAGAGGCCGCAGCCAAAAAGCAUAGUACCGAGAAGUCCAGCGCCAGUAAGAGAAGUCCGUGAAGAUGUCCCCAACCCCUUCAACUACAAAGCUCCAAUCCCUCAUCAGUACCGCACAAAAAUUUACUCAUUCAAACCGUCCCCCAACUUAAUUCUCGGAACUCCGCUAGAUAGGAAAUACACACCCAGCGAAGAAAAAUACAAUGUAUACAAGAAACAGUAUAGAGCGCCAAUAGGUUUGGAUUACACGGGACCUCACACAUUCGAACCGUUGUAUUUCGUUCCAAAAAAGACAACACUACAGCCCUCUGUGAGAUACAACAAGCAGAACUUGCAAGAAAAUCAGAAUAACAAGUAUGUGCCUCAAAUCGGUGUGGUGUAUUCGUCCGGAGUCAGGUACUAUGUGCCCCAGAUUAUUUACGAGCAAAGAAAUGGGGAGGAAGAAAACUCAGUUUACGACAAAACCGAUGAAAAGUACUACUAUUACAAUGCCCAGCAGUAGCUGAAAUACCAAGAAUAAAUGUUUUGUGCCAAUACGUGAUUCUGUAACUUGAAUUUGCAUAUCAAAAUAUUAGAAAAUUACCCGAUCGAAACAAAUUACACAAUUACACAAAUAUUUAAAACUUUAGCGAUACUAGAUUCGCGAAAAUCAAAAUUGAUGAUUGUAUAUUAUAAAUUUGUUAAUACGGAAGCUUAAUGAUGUUCGACGUAUUUCGUAUCUUUUAAAUGUUGCCUAAGCGUAACACCUAGCAAAGUUGUCAAUUUUGGUUUUAGAAUACCUACGUCUAAAUUUAAGAUUCAGAAAGUUAGAGAUUGAGUGUGUGUAAUUCACGCUAACUUUUGAACAAUGACUCAAAACAACUAUCUAAAACAUUGAUAUGUUGUGUCAAUACUGUCAAUUUGCAAAUUUAAUAAAAUUCACGUCAUAAACCUCCUGCGAUUGUUAACCUGAGUAUUAAGUACAAUACUUUUUCAAAUUAUCUAUUUUAUUUUGCAUUUCCUAAUUGUUAGUAUCAGACUGUUGAUAUCCUAUUAAAAUUGAAAAUAAUAUAAGCAAUUUUUUUACAAAAAAUAUAAUUGGUGUAAACGUUUCUGUUUCUGUAAAUGUGUCGUAAUGUAAAUCAUUGCGGGUAUUCUUUACUAUGAUUGCUCUUAUUUUUUGUAGAAUCGCUGGUAGAUCUAUUUAAAAAGUUAUUAAUAAGUAUGUAUAAGUUUAUGUUCCUAAAUUUUGCCAACCCCAUUAUUGUAUUAUAAAGCAAUAGUUACUUGUGUAGAAAAAUCGCCUUUCUCCAAGAAAUCAAAUUAAUUGAGACAUUUUGUACAUAUUUUGUAAUUUAAUAAACAAUUUCAAGUAAAAA